UCGUCGCGAGCUUUAUAAUAGGCAGCGAGAGGGCGGUGUAAGUGCAGAUUUUAGACCGGUUUCUCGCCGAUACUGAGGAGGAGGACGCUGGGGUAGAGAACUCCACAUAUCUGCUCGACAAAGCAGAACAACGGAUUGUCACGUUAACCCACCAAGACAACGAAUUGAGGCACUAAGCGGCAGGAACUUCAGAGAACGGACGAAGGGACAUUCGGUGUAACUUGGAGCUGUCAUUAGCGGCGAAGCAGCUCGAGGGAGGACUUCCAACCCGAGGGGAACCCCGAGCGGCCCGGUUCCACAUCAGCGACUGAAGCCGGGGGAGCAGGGGAGCCGCGCAGCCGGGGAGCAGGGGGACGUCCAGCGGAUCUACACACACGAGUUCUGACCUGCGGAAAGGAGAAGUGACAACUGGGUGCCGGGUCAUCCGGACUGAGACCUCAUGAAUGGAAAUCGGAACAACAGCAGCAGCUGAACCCCCAGCCCUCUUUGCAUUGCCACGCAGACCCGGCUAUGGCACCAUCGGGAAGCCCAUCAAGCUUCUGGCCAACUGCUUCCAGGUUGAAAUACCCAAGAUUGAUGUUUAUCUCUACGAGGUGGACAUCAAGCCGGACAGAUGUCCUCGCAGAGUCAACAGGGAAGUGGUGGACUCCAUGGUUCAGCAUUUCAAGGUGACCAUCUUUGGGGACGUUAUGCCAGUGUACGAUGGGAAGAGGAGCCUUUACACAGCUAACCCGCUGCCUGUGGCAACUGGUGGGGUGGAUCUGGAUGUCACCCUGCCAGGUGACGGUGGGAAGGACCGCCCGUUUAAAGUCUCCAUUAAGUUUGUGUCGUUAGUCAGCUGGCACAUGCUGCAUGAAGUCUUGACGGGGCGCGUUGUGGGCGAGCCGGUGGACCUGGACAAACCGAUCAGCACUAACCCGGUUCACGCCGUGGACGUCGUCCUGAGACACCUGCCCUCCAUGAAAUACACGCCAGUCGGAAGAUCCUUCUUCUCCUCCCCCGAGGGCUACGAUCAUCCGCUAGGUGGAGGGAGGGAAGUUUGGUUUGGCUUCCAUCAGUCAGUACGGCCUGCCAUGUGGAAAAUGAUGCUCAACAUUGAUGUGUCAGCCACAGCUUUUUACAAAGCCCAGCCGGUGAUCCAGUUCAUGUGUGAAGUCCUGGACAUUCACAACAUCGACGAGCAGCCCCGCCCUCUCACAGACUCCCACAGGGUCAAGUUCACCAAAGAGAUCAAAGGUCUGAAAGUGGAAGUGACGCACUGUGGAACCAUGCGUAGGAAAUACAGAGUCUGCAAUGUAACACGACGCCCUGCCAGCCUCCAGACAUUUCCUCUGCAGCUUGAGAAUGGUCAGACAGUGGAACGCACAGUGGCACAGUACUUCAGGGAGAAGUACAACCUGCAGCUCAAGUACCCCCACCUGCCCUGUCUGCAGGUGGGCCAGGAGCAGAAGCACACCUACCUGCCCCUGGAGGUGUGUAACAUUGUGCCCGGUCAGCGCUGCAUCAAAAAACUAACCGACAACCAGACAUCGACCAUGAUCAAAGCUACAGCUCGCUCCGCACCGGACAGACAGGAGGAGAUCAGCAGGCUGGUGAGGAGUGCAAACUACGAAGCGGACCCGUUCGUCCGGGAGUUUCAGUUCCGGGUUCGAGACGAGAUGGCCCAGGUGACGGGUCGAGUCCUGCCUGCACCCAUGCUGCAAUAUGGCGGCAGAGUGAACUCUGAACAAUUCAUGCCCCAGCAGAUCAACCCUGCACUGUCGUUGCAGAACCGCACGGUGGCCACGCCCAGCCACGGGGUGUGGGACAUGAGGGGGAAGCAGUUUCACACCGGAGUGGAGAUAAAGAUGUGGGCCAUCGCGUGCUUCGCCACCCAGAGGCAGUGCAGGGAGGAGAUCCUGAAGAGCUUCACUGACCAGCUGCGCAAAAUCUCGAAGGAUGCUGGGAUGCCAAUCCAGGGCCAGCCAUGUUUCUGUAAAUACGCCCAGGGAGCUGACAGCGUGGAGCCCAUGUUCAGACACCUGAAGAACACAUACGGCGGUCUUCAGCUCAUCAUCGUGAUCCUGCCCGGGAAAACGCCAGUCUAUGCUGAGGUGAAGCGUGUGGGUGACACCCUCCUCGGCAUGGCCACUCAGUGUGUGCAGGUGAAGAACGUUGUGAAGACGUCUCCUCAGACGCUCUCAAACCUCUGCCUCAAGAUCAACGUCAAACUGGGAGGAAUCAACAACAUCCUGGUUCCACACCAACGACCCUCAGUGUUCCAGCAGCCUGUCAUCUUCCUCGGGGCGGAUGUCACUCAUCCUCCAGCAGGAGAUGGGAAAAAGCCAUCUAUAGCAGCGGUGGUAGGCAGCAUGGACGCCCACCCCAGCAGGUACUGUGCUACAGUGCGGGUCCAGAGGCCCAGACAGGAGGUAAUCCAGGACUUGGCUUCGAUGGUGCGAGAACUCUUGAUCCAGUUCUACAAAUCAACUCGCUACAAGCCGACCAGGAUCAUCUUCUACAGAGACGGAGUGUCGGAGGGACAGUUCAGACAGGUGCUGUACUACGAGCUGCUGGCGAUCAGAGAAGCGUGCAUCAGCCUCGAGAAGGACUACCAGCCGGGGAUUACUUACAUUGUUGUGCAGAAACGCCAUCACACACGACUCUUCUGCGCAGAUCGCAAUGAGCGGGUUGGACGAAGUGGAAACAUUCCUGCCGGCACCACGGUGGACACGGACAUCACACAUCCCUACGAGUUCGACUUUUACCUCUGCAGUCACGCUGGAAUCCAGGGUACGAGCCGGCCCUCCCACUACCACGUUCUGUGGGACGACAACUGUUUCACCGGCGACGAGUUCCAGCUCCUCACCUACCAGCUGUGCCACACCUACGUCCGCUGCACCCGCUCCGUCUCCAUCCCAGCGCCGGCCUACUACGCCCACCUGGUGGCCUUCCGAGCACGCUAUCACCUGGUUGACAAAGAACACGACAGUGCGGAGGGAAGCCACGUCUCAGGCCAGAGUAACGGCAGGGACCCUCAGGCGUUAGCCAAGGCUGUUCAGGUCCACCACGACACACUGAGGACCAUGUACUUUGCCUGAACCCCCACCUCCCUCCAGUUCCCUCCAUCUACUCGGACAGUCUCAGUGUCUGACUUGCAUCAGCAGCCACCUUGUCUCACGCGGAGUCCCCCCCCCCCCCCCCCCCCCCCCCCUGGGCCGGUGCGGCUUCUGUCAUCGGAGCUUGACGACAGCUGCUGUGACUGUGUGAGGAUGUAAUAAGCCAGAGAGGAGCUACAGCCACGUUAUGCAAUAAGAAACCAGCCAAUCGUUUUGUGCUCCCAGCCUUUGUAUCUCUUACUCACCUUCAUCUCCUCUGCUGUAUCUGAAUCCAGUGGAUUAACCCUUUACAGCCUGUCACAUCCACCACUUCCAGUUUGGAAAACAGCUUUAAGUUUUAUUUUGCUGUCUUUACUUUUAAGUGUCUAAAAACAGCGGAGCAGCAGGGAAUCCAGAAACUGCAGUGAGGACCCAGUUCGCUCUGUAGCCUCACACUGAGCCUGAGGUUGGCGGUUUAUAUUGUAGACGGUUUUUACAUGUGUGUUUGAGGGUUUUCUGCUUGUUUAGACGCAACAGUGUGCACGUCAUUUCUCCGUCGAGCAAACGUGCGACGUCUUAGUCGCUCUCUCGCUGCCUUUGCAGUUACUCCUCUCUCUCCCUUUAAGCCAGUGGUUCUUCACAAGUGUGACUCGGCACGCUCCCCACUCAGACGCUGAAUGAUAUCUUCAUUUCAUUUCACACAAAGCCACGUACAGCCAUCGAUUGUGUGUCGCUUGAGGCCUUACUGCGAGGCGAGGUGCAUAAACAAGACUGUUUAGAAAACGCCACAAAGAAACGGACAGUUUUUAAACCUCUCUCUGUCUUGCAGCUCAGCUUGGUACAAAGUGGAAAACCAAACGUUUCUGUUUUACUUCUCUCGCCUUCUCUUUUCUUUUUUAACUUAAGUCAACAUUCAGCAAUAUAACAGAGCAGUUAGAGUCCCACAAUCUUUAAAUCCUAUGACUUCUUUUACUCGAAGAACCGACCAAUGUAGGCGUCAAGUGCAAUAAGGUGUGAGCGAGCGUGGUGAGAGGCGAGUGAUUUUCAACCAGUGUUGGCCUAGUAGAAUAGUUUGAUUUGUGGGUUCUGGCAAGUGAGGUGAACUUGGACGUUGGGAUGUUAAGUGUUCAUUCACAUUCUUGUGAAUAAGGAGGAUUGAUGCUGAACACAUGAGGGUGUUUGGAUCAGUCGUUAAACCGAGUUAAACAAAGUGCCUGAUUCGGUGGUUGGAGAUGAAAACGUCGGCGGGAUUGAAGGUGUUUAGUCGUAUGUUAGUUAAACAUUGCACGGCUGACCGUACAUGAUCUAAACGCGUGUGUGAAAAUUUCUAAUAUUUUAUCCUCUCAAUUAAGGAAAUAAUCACUUUCAUAUCCUUUAAACUCUUUGUUGCAAUCACAGUAUCAAAGAUCACAACACAGGAAACAGAACUAUUACUGACGGCUGCAACGGUUAACUCCAGUGCGACUGUCAUUGCUUUUAUUAAUCUGAGUAAUAUCCUCAUCAUGUGAAUAUCUGAGCUGUGGAUCAAACACUUUUAGGAACACCAAUUUUAAUUCUAAAUCAACAUUUAAUGGACUUUAUUCUCUCAGUAAUGAAAUACAGAGCGAGUUGAAGCCCUGCUUAUGUUGGUUAUGAAAUAUGACAAUUAUUCCCCCUUCAUCUGAAGUAAUCAGAUCACGAUGAUGGACGAAAACAAGCUGCUUUUAUUGAAUACUCCAGAAGAAUCCAAACGUUUUAGAAACACACAGACGUCAAAUUUGCACAAAGUCAGCAGUUUUUAACCCCUGAUAUUUAAAACAUGCAUCCCUGGAAUAAUCUGUUCAUCGUAUCUUUCUGUAGAUCAACUGCAGCUGGAGUUCAGAGACGGAUCGUCUUACUUCCUCAUUCAUCCCAUCACCUUAAACAUGCUCUGUUAGUAACCCAGCAUCCUGAAGCGUGUCAACAGCUUUUAAGCCUUUUAGUCUGAAAACCGUUGCCAGAUAACUUUCUACUGAUUGUCAUCGUCCUGCUCUUAAGGUGCUGUCUGUGAAGGCCUUGCAGUGCAGUCAAACAAAGACGAAGCCUUCAGGUUUCAUCACUUGGACCAAACCAACGUGCCUGGUCGGGGAGAGGGGUGGUGGUGGUGGAGGUGGUUGUGGAGGAUUGACGGCUCUCUGCUCUAACUCACAGCGUUGCGUUCUUGCGUUGGUCGCCAGAACCAAACUGAAGCUGCUACGAGACAACUCGUUUAUUUAUCAUCAGACACACACAGGCUUUCUACAUGAAUAUAAUGAGAGGAGGAAGAGGAGGAGGAGGAUACGGUAUUUUACUGCACUUAAGAAUACAGAUGCAUGUGUUUUUAUUGUUGUUUGCAGUCGCAGUUUGUGCUUGAUUAUUUCGCCUCUAGCUGAAGAGUUUUAAUUCAAAGAAAUCCGAACAGAUUGCCCCCCCCCAUGCGCGUGUUCGAUGUCACUUUGAAGCUGUUUCUUAAUGUCAGACAUUACCAGCAUUGAUUUUACUUGAAAGAGAAACUAGUCGAGGGCAUGUUUAAGUGUUGGCUCUGCUUGAAUUUUUGAGUCUUUAUAUAUUUGGAGCCUUAUUAACGAGAUUACGCUCACAAUGCCACGUACAGGAAAACCGACCUCUGGAGCCUGAACGCAGCAGGACUCUGUCUUAUCAGAUGCCUUUUUGUCUCAAAAGUGAAAGCAUUUUGAAGUCUGGGGGGUGAGAUAUAUUUAUAUGUAAAGAUAUUAAUGUAAUGCACACACCACUUAUUUUUUCUAACAAAGUCCUAUUUGAAGCAAAAGCGUGCUAGCUGUAGUGAAAAAUGGUGUCUAAUAAUGUCUGUGAGAUUUUUUUUUUUCUUCUUCAAAUUGAAUAAUGCAAUAGGUUUACUUACUUGUGUGUUUGCUGGUUGACCUGCUACUAAGUGGAGACUGUUAGGGGGUUUUGUUUUUAAUCAUGUAAGUGAUCACAUGAACCUUCAACCCUCCUCCGCACACACCUGUGAACUCCUCCCCCUCUUACUGUCGUUUUAUCAUCUCAGAAGCUCCUCCCAGGCUUUUAUUUUGAAGGGGGCUUUCAACGUUUCUCAACACGUGAGCUGCAAACUGCAUCAGAGCUAUUUUUAAAAUGUAACUUAGCAUAUUCAUGAGAGGAGGAGGGUUGAAAGUUCAUCCUCGGACCGAUUCGUCCGUUAACAGACUGUGCCUUUCCUGAUGGUGCUGAAAAAAAAACACGAGUAAAUCAAAGAAAUCUUAACUUUCAGAAAAGGCCGCAGAGGCCCAGAGUCUACAAUGAGAAGUAUAUAUUGAUACAUGACGAUACUGUAAGGUGUGAUAGUGUGUGUGUGUGUGUUUGUAUAUGUGUUUUCUGUGUGCGUGUGUGUGUGUGUGUGGAUAACUCUGACAUAUGCCAAGAAUACAAAAAUAUGCAGACCUGAUCAGUGUGGAGCUGACCGGACCAAAAGGCCUGUGGGGAUCGGUUUUAAAGGACGGGCACUCUCAGCACAACCCAAAAACAAGAACUCCUCAAAGUUAUGAAAAGAGGGAAAACAAGUAGCUCCGUGUAGACGUUAUGUAGCAUUAUUUAUUUAACCUUUUUUUUUCUAGAGGGGGAAUGGCGGCUCGUUUACUGACCGUGAACACUUUUUUUUCCCCCUCCGCUUGAUUCAUUCUUCAUCACUGAAUGGACGGCAAUAAUGACACAGGUGUGCGUGCAAUCAGUGUGCAAGUCACCGUCUCUGACCCACUUCUGAUUUUUUUUUACCUACCUGGGAUUAGCUCGUUCCUCUAUGAGUGCCCGUCUGCCACGUUAAGGGAUUCCCCACAUUACUAAAUCUAUACACCUCUGUGGUCAGCUGCAUAUCAUACUCAAAAACAAGACAAAUGAUGUUUGGGUUUCAGUAUAUUCAUGUGCUUUUAUUAUUAUUAUUAUUAUUUUUUUGCCUGAUUUAGUAAAUCGUGUCACUUUUAGAAGUAAAACUGUACGUCAAGACCUUUUUGUCUUAACACUCAUCUGAUCCUGGUCCUACGUUGAGCCUUUUUAUUUGGUUGUCAUAUUUAAUUUUUUGGAAUAAAUACUCUAUGUAUGAAACAUG
Molecule: messenger RNA, 7155 nt
Organism: Notolabrus celidotus (New Zealand spotty)
Lineage: Eukaryota; Metazoa; Chordata; Actinopteri; Labriformes; Labridae
Gene: ago3b
Product: argonaute RISC catalytic component 3b
Exons: 20
Coding region: 444-3080 (878 amino acids)
Biological process (GO): regulation of stem cell proliferation; regulatory ncRNA-mediated gene silencing
Molecular function (GO): protein binding; RNA binding
Source: RefSeq, a predicted model, not a curated record